Messenger RNA from Pygoscelis adeliae (Adelie penguin), 2641 nucleotides. RefSeq names its product receptor-like tyrosine kinase (gene RYK). Bases 1 to 1737 code for a protein of 578 amino acids. Gene Ontology annotation, biological process: multicellular organism development; cell surface receptor protein tyrosine kinase signaling pathway; protein phosphorylation. The transcript is spliced from 16 exons. Gene Ontology annotation, molecular function: protein kinase activity; ATP binding. Lineage: Eukaryota; Metazoa; Chordata; Aves; Sphenisciformes; Spheniscidae. Gene Ontology annotation, cellular component: signaling receptor complex. The record is from RefSeq and is a predicted model, not a curated record.
AUGGCAGCCUGCAUCAAGAAUACUCAGAUCACGCAACUGACCGGUCUUGAUGCAGAGUUGUCUUAUGUGAGGAAUGAUGUGGUUAAUUACUAUGCAUUGUCCUUCAAUCUCUUAAUACCCAGCGAGACCAACAAUCUUCACUUCAGCUGGCAUGCUAAAUCCAAGGUUGAGUAUAAACUGGGAUUUCAGGUAGAUAAUCCCAUGGCUAUGGCUAUGCCCCAGGCCAACAUUUCUCUACAAGGAGAAGUUCCUCGCACCCUUUCAGUGUUUCGUGUCGAACUCUCCUGCACUGGCAGAUUCGACUCUGAGGUCACAAUACUAAUGCAGCUCAACUUGACAAUAAAUUCAUCAAAAAACAUCACAGUUUUAAAUUUCAAACGAAGGAAAAUGUGCUACAGAAAGCUUGAACCAGAAAUAAAAUCUCCAAUGUCUGAUAAAAACAGCAGCAAGGCUAUCUUUGAUCCUGUAAAUGCAGCUCCCACCACUUCAACCCGUGUGUUUUAUAUCAGUGUAGGCGUGUGCUGUGCUGUUAUAUUCCUGGUGGCAAUAAUAUUAGCUGUCUUGCACCUCCACAGCAUGAAAAGGAUAGAGUUGGAUGACAGCAUUAGUGACAGCAGUAGCUCACAAGGCUUAUCCCAACCUUCCACACAGACGACACAGUACUUACGAGCUGACACGCCAAACAAUGCAACGCCAGUAACCAGUUAUCCUACAUUACGGAUAGAGAAGAAUGAUCUUAAAAGUGUCACUCUAAUGGAAGCAAGAGCUAAGGUGAAGGACAUAGCCAUCUCCAGGGAGAGGAUAACUCUAAAAGAUGUGCUCCAAGAAGGCACAUUUGGGCGCAUCUUCCAUGGGAUUCUAAUAGAAGAAAAAGACCCCAGUAAAGAGAAACAAGUUUUUGUCAAAACUGUUAAAGAUCAAGCCUCAGAGGUACAGGUGACAAUGAUGUUGACUGAAAGCUGUAAACUCAGAGGACUUCAUCACAGGAAUCUGCUACCUAUCACUCAUGUCUGUAUAGAAGAGGGAGAGAAACCAAUGGUGCUGCUGCCAUACAUGAACUGGGGGAACCUUAAACUAUUCUUGCGACAGUGCAAGCUGGUAGAGGCCAACAAUCCUCAGGCAAUUUCCCAGCAGGAUCUUGUACAUAUGGCUAUUCAGAUUGCCUGUGGAAUGAGUUAUUUGGCCAGACGGGAGGUCAUUCACAAAGACCUGGCUGCUAGAAACUGUGUCAUUGACGAUGCACUUCAGGUUAAGAUUACAGACAAUGCGCUAUCUCGAGACCUAUUUCCUAUGGACUACCAUUGCCUGGGAGAUAAUGAAAACAGACCAGUUCGAUGGAUGGCUCUUGAAAGCCUGGUUAACAAUGAAUUUUCCAGUGCUAGUGAUGUGCCGUUGGAGAAUCAUGGCACUGAACAGAUAAGAGAUUUGUCCAGAACAGCAUCUCUACACCUGCUCCUGCACUUGCUGCUUGUGGCAGAUAGUUCAAAGUGGGCCUUUGGAGUAACACUGUGGGAGCUGAUGACUUUAGGACAGACUCCAUAUGUUGAUAUUGACCCCUUUGAGAUGGCUGCUUAUUUAAAGGAUGGCUAUCGAAUAGCUCAGCCAAUCAACUGCCCUGAUGAACUGUUUGCUGUAAUGGCUUGCUGUUGGGCCCUAGAUCCUGAAGAAAGACCCAAGUUUCAGCAGCUGGUGCAAUGUCUAACUGAAUUUCAUGCAGCGUUGGGAGCCUACGUCUGAAACUGCAGAAGAAGAUUGAAUUCACUGAUUGGGAGAAGGCAUGGCAUACAUCUGCAGCUCCAUGCAUCACUUGGACUCACACACGUGAUGUGUAUAAAGCAACACCAAAGGGAGAAAGCACUUCUUCCAAAACACUGUGCCUUAGAAUGCUUUAGUAGUCUGAAGUUUUUUGUAAGACCUCUUGAUGUUGAAUAUUUUCUAGAUAUCACUUUUGCUAAGUUAAAUUGAGACCUUUUUAUUUGCCAUCAGGAUUUUUAAAGUGUAGUGAUAGUGAACUUAAACAUGAGAUUUGGAUGGACUUUGCACUCUUACAACAGAUGUGAUUUUUUUGAAGGGUAUAUGGAACUGGUAGAAAAGUGAGGGUAGGGGAAACUAGUGCAAAAGCCACACUGCAGAAAAUUUUCCCUGCUUUUUAAAAAUGUUGAAACUAAAUCUUUCUGACCAGCUCUAGUGUUUGUACUUGUAUGUAUCUGGAAUAGCUUUUUAGUAUCAACUUCUUCUAUUUUGAGACAACAGCACAUUGUGGUUAGAUCCACAAGCGGCAUCUUUUUAACCCAUUCACAAAUGUUUUUUGGAAAAGCUGGUCUUCAGGAUACAAUAUCCCCUUUUUAAAGCAGUAAGUGAUUGUGUAAAAGUGAUUCCAGUUUACCUCAUACAGAGAGUAGUAAAGGUGGGGUAAAAAUGGUGUCCCUCCUUGCAGAUAAAAGGCUGAUGUGAUUUUUAAGAUGGUUUUAUGUGCUAAAUAGAGGCCUUCAGAGAAGCGCCAAAGCAGCCCUUGUGGUGGAGUCUUUCACCUCAGACUUCUGGAUUGCAGUUUCUCUUGUUCAAAAAGGUACUGGUUGUUUUUUAUGGGCUUUUAUGGCCUGAAAUGGGCUUAAAUAUAUAAAUAUAUAUUUGUAAAGAC